CCCAACUAUGGCGCUGGGUACCCUCUUCCCAAUUCUUAUCCUAUUUCUAUCUACUACCCCUGCAUACACACAACGCGGACUACGCGCGACCAACAUCGAGGAUAUCUAUUCCUAUCCGAGGUACCGCGUGUCGUUUUUGAAUGGGUUUCCGGUCAGCAAUGCAACGGCGGAGCGAUGGUUGAAGGACGGCCUGGAGGGUGGAGAAAGUGAAUUUAUGGGGGAGAACAGUGACGGAUGGGGGAAGCAGGGGCAGAUAGAGGGAUCUGCGGAGGACACUAAUUCACCACUGCGAUCACGACUGGAACGCAUGGCCCUCGAGCCUAAUCAAUCCUACCUCUGUCUACUACCAAGCUCAGCCCCAAGUACACCUACACCACCAGAGACCUUUCCUACACAUCAUUCCAAUCCUAUCGCAUCUUGGCCACUUCUCGAACCCUUGAAUGGGAAAUGCUUCUACCUGCGACAGGGCUGGUUCACGUAUUCGUAUUGCCACAAUGAUCAAGUUCGUCAAUUCAGAGAAAUGGCGCACUCACACCCACACCCACCCGGGGGGAGAAUACCGGAGGAAGAUCCAAAUUAUGAAGCAUAUACGCUCGGGGUCUCGCCCAUGCACAAUGUAGAAAAUUGGGAACUCGCCCUUCAAAUCCAAAAUAAUCUGGAGCUCCGUGGGACUGGGAAGCGCUAUCUGGUGCAAACAUGGAGCGAUGGAACAGUCUGCGACAAAUCCGGCCGAGGGCGAGAAGUCGAGAUUCAGUUCCACUGCUCGAUGACGACCACCGAUGGCAUUCUGCUUGUCAAAGAAACCCGGACAUGUCAAUAUGUUCUCGUCCUUCAAACUCCAAGGCUAUGCAGCGAACCUGGUUUCCGUUCAGAGCGCGACGCUGAGCCAGUGAAUGUCGUACACUGCAGAGAAGUCGUUGAAACUACCCCAUCCGUCAACCUGGGUGCUUCUCGAACAGAGGAUUACGUGCCUGGCACACCGGGUGCGACGCUCGAUCUGACUUGGGCCGAUAAGGCGUUCGCGAUGCCAAAAGAUAAGCGUGCACAGCUGCCGGAAGGACAAGGUGAAGACUCAGCGACACACGGCCAGGCACCUGCGGAUGGAUAUGGGCAGGAGGAAGCGAAGAGACAGCGAGGCAAGAGGACGAUGGAGCUGAUCAGCAGCUUGCAACAGCUGCUGAUGGGCAAUCCAGAAGACUUGCAGGAGCUCAACAUCCAGUUCCAGGAGGGCGACGAUGGCGCUGCGAUGUUGAUCAUUGACCUUGGCGAAGAGCCGAUUGAUCUUGGGGAUGAAGGAGAGGACAAAGGACAUCAACCUGCUGCCGGGACUGCAGAGUCGAAGGCGUCGAAGUCCAUGAGCGACCGAUUCAGAAAGGCGAUGAAUUCGCUUGCUUCUACACGAGGGCAGAGGGUAGAUGACGACCAGCGGUUUGACGAUGACGGGUAUGAUCACGAGGAUGCGUUUCAACCGCAUGUGCUGCAUGAGGAGUUAUAG
This is a messenger RNA of Dacryopinax primogenitus, 1495 nucleotides long. RefSeq lists its product as uncharacterized. Lineage: Eukaryota; Fungi; Basidiomycota; Dacrymycetes; Dacrymycetales; Dacrymycetaceae. The record is from RefSeq and is a predicted model, not a curated record. Gene Ontology annotation, biological process: endoplasmic reticulum unfolded protein response; retrograde protein transport, ER to cytosol. The coding region runs from base 8 to 1495 and encodes 495 amino acids. The transcript is spliced from 4 exons. Gene Ontology annotation, cellular component: endoplasmic reticulum lumen.